Molecule: messenger RNA, 680 nt
Organism: Arabidopsis arenosa
Lineage: Eukaryota; Viridiplantae; Streptophyta; Magnoliopsida; Brassicales; Brassicaceae
Source: the annotation of a GenBank genome assembly
UUCACUUCAUCAAAUCUUUUUAAUUUCUCUCUUUAAAACCCAAAAACACUAAGGGAAAACACCCGAAGAUUCAUGAACCGUCUUUUCUCAGAAUUCAUGGUUCAAAAGCUUGGAAUAGAGGAAGACAAAGUUGUUGAACUAAACCAACUUCUCUAUUCAAUGGCUGGCCUUAAGGCUAUAGGUUAUGAAUUCGAUAAUGAUGAGUACCAUAGGUAUGUUCAUGGGAGGUUACCCUAUGAAAACCUUAAACCGGACCCGGUUCUCAGAAAUCUACUUCUUAGCCUACCUUUUCGAAAAUUGGUUUUCUCAAAUGGAGAUGAUGUUCAUGUGAUGAAAGCUCUAAAGAGACUCGGCAUUGAAGACUGUUUCGAGAGAAUCAUAAAUUUCGAGACCUUAAACCCUAAGACCAACGAGGCUGAAGUUUCUUGCGUCACAGGUCAUCUUUCCGAAAAUCCGGUUAUCUGUAAACCAACCGAGGUUGCUUUCGAGAAAGCCUUCGAUAUUGCACAGCUCAAUCCUCACAAAACCUUGUUCUUUGACGACAGUAUCCGGAACAUCCAAACCGGAAAAGUCAUGGGUCUCCAUACAGUCUUGGUAAAUUCCGGUUAACUUGUUGAACCAAACAAAGUAGUACUAGUAUCAUUUCAUAUGAUGGUUUUCACUAAACGAAUAUCUAAAUC